UACGCCAGCUUGACAGUAACAAUAGGAGAUUGCAAUUCACCGGGAGCUGGUGGGAGAUAGCCAACCGAGGACUGGCGAAGAUUGCCGAACAUGACCGAGGCAGGACAUCCGCUUUCACCACUCCAGUGCUGGAGAGUAUGCUCCCCAGAUAGUGUCUCAGGCAGGAUGUCCUCAGGUCAGCUGUCAUCUUACAUCGCCGUGCUCUGUGUUCUCCUUGGUUCUACCUCUUUGUGUUAUAGAAAGGAGAGCUAUACAGAGAUACAGCGCUACGAUGGCUGGUAUAACAAUCUGGCACACCCCGAUUGGGGUUCAGUCGAAUCGCAGAUGACACGAAAGACUCCUGCUGCCUACUGGGACGGUGUCUACAUGAUGGCCGGCGAAGACAGACCUUCUGCAAGAAACCUCUCCUCCACCUUCAUGAAGGGAAGAGACGGCCUCCCUUCCCUGUCCAAUAGGACAGCUCUUCUCGCCUUCUUCGGGCAGGUAGUUUCUUCUGAGGUGGUGAUGGCUUCCGAGUCAGGCUGCCCUAUCGAGGUUCAUCAGAUCCCAAUCGACCCGGGAGACGAGAUGUAUGAUCCGGAAGGAAAGGGUGGCAGGUCCAUCCCUUUCCAUCGUGCCAGCUACGACCCUUCGACAGGUCAGAGUCCCAACAGUCCCAGGGAGCAGAUAAAUCGGGUAACAAGUUGGAUCGAUGGAAGCUUUAUCUAUUCUACCAGUGAAGCCUGGCUAAGUACGAUGAGGUCAUACAAGAACGGCACUCUAUUAACAACACCAAAUGGCAAAUCUCCUGUGAAGAAUACUAUGAGGGUUCCGUUGUUCAACCAACCUGUUCCUCAUGCAUUGAGAACACUAAGCCCCGAGAGGUUGUUUUUAUUGGGAGAUCCUCGCUCAAAUCAAAACCCUGCUUUGCUUGCUUUUUCUCUCUUGUGGUUCCGGUGGCAUAAUACUGUUGCUGCUAAAGUCCAGACUGAUCACCCAGAUUGGCCAGAUGAAGAAGUAUAUCACCGAGCAAGAAGGAUAGUUAUCGCUAACCUACAGAAUAUAAUAGCAUAUGAAUAUUUGCCAGCUUUCAUCAACAGGCAGUUGCCUCCAUACCAAGGGUACAGGCUCGACACACACCCUGGAAUAUCUCAUGUCUUUCAAUCAGCCGCUUUUAGAUUUGGUCAUACGCUCAUUCCACCAGGCAUUUACGUGCGAGACGGCCAGUGCAAGUUCAAGAAAUCGAUGGGUCAUCCUGCUCUUCGACUUUGUGCCCAUUGGUGGGAUUCUAGUGACUUAUUUGCUGAAGAAAACAGCCUAGAAGAGAUGCUCCUUGGAAUGUGCUCUCAGCUAGCCGAGCGCGAGGAUACAACUCUUUGCUCAGACGUUCGAGAUCGUCUUUUUGGCCCAAAUGAGUUCUCUAGAAGGGAUUUGGGAGCUCUUAAUAUUAUGAGAGGCAGAGACAAUGGAGUACCUGACUACAACACGGUGCGGUCUUACUUUAGGCUAUCAAGGCAUAAGAAGUUUUCCGACAUCAAUCCUAAAUUGUUUGAGAAUGAUCCAGAUCUAGAACUGAGACUGCAGAGAGCAUAUGGAUCAAUAGAUAAUAUUGACUUAUACAUUGGAGGAAUGUUGGAGUCAGAUGGUGGCCCAGGAGAACUUUUCACAGAGAUUAUUCUUGACCAAUUCACAAGACUGAGGGAUGCUGAUAGAUUUUGGUUUGAAAAUCUUGAAAAUGGAAUUUUCACAAAAAGUGAGAUAGAGGAAAUACGAAAAAUAAGAUUGUACGAUGUAAUAGUGAAUGGAACCGAUAUCGAGCCCGAUGAACUUCAAGAAAAUGUUUUCUUUUUUGUGGAAGGAGAUCCCUGCCCACAACCUCAGCAGUUAAACACAUCUAUGCUUGAACCUUGCUCGUUUCUUAGAGAGUAUGAUUAUUUUGAGGGAAGUGAACUUGCUUACGUGUACGCUUGCGUAUUCCUUGGACUUGUCCCACUGGUGACCGCAGGUGCAGGCUAUGGUGUUGUUAAACUUCAAAACCGGCGGAGAAGGCAGCUUCGAAUGAAGCAAGAGGAAAUCAAGUCUGGGAACAAAGCAUCACCAACAACUGUAGACAAAAUGGCUGUUAGAGAAUGGCUGCAUGCGAAUCAUAGAAGAGUUGUAAAGGUAAGAUUUGGUCCUGAAUCAUUUCUUCAUACCGUAGAUAGGAAAGGAGAAAAGUUAAGAUCCGUCAACUUUAAGAACACUGAUACUGUUACAGUCGAAGAGACAAUUGCACCAGAACGAGGGAAAAAGAAACGUCCAAUGGUACUUAUCAGAAUCCCUCGAGAUCAUGAUCUUGUUUUGGAAUUUGAUACAUUGUCAGCACGACGCAAGUUCAUUAACAAACUAGAUUCUUUCCUUACUUCACAGAAAAAACAUCUUGUUAUUUUGGAGGCUGCCCGUGAAGUGAUGCUGUCUAAAGCAGAAACAAAGGAAAGACGACAAAAGCGGCUUGAGCACUUCUUCCGUGAAGCUUAUUCGUUGACUUUCGGUCUUAAACCGGGUGAAAGAAGAUCUUCUGGUCCAGCAGCUGAUGGUGAAGUAGUCAUGAGGACAUCGUUGUCCAGGGCUGAAUUUGCUAAUGCUCUAGGAAUGAAAGCAGAUGAUGUGUUCGUUCGAAUGAUGUUUAAUAUUGUAGAUAAAGAUGGUGAUGGAAGAAUCUCAUUUCAGGAAUUUCUCGACACAGUCGUGCUAUUUUCUCGAGGUAAAACAGAAGACAAAUUGCGUAUUAUAUUUGACAUGUGUGACAAUGAUCGAAAUGGAGUUAUAGACAAGGGUGAGCUUUCAGAAAUGUUACGCUCACUCGUCGAAAUAGCUCGGACAACUUCCCUGUCAGAUCAACAUGUUACUGAUCUUAUCGAGGGCAUGUUCCAGAAUGCAGGUCUUCAAGAAAAAGACUUCCUUACGUAUAAUGAUUUUAAACAUAUGAUGAAAGAAUACAAAGGUGAUUUUGUUGCUAUUGGUCUUGAUUGCAAAGGUGCAAAGCAGAAUUUCCUUGAUACAUCAACUAAUGUUGCUAGGAUGACAAGCUUCCACAUUGAACCAAUACUGGAUGAUGAAAAACAUUGGCUGAAACUGAAAUGUGACGGUAUUGUCACAUUUUUAGAAGAAAAUCGACAAAAUAUAUUUUACCUAUUUAUUUUUUACGUUAUCACCAUCGCUCUUUUUGUUGAAAGGUUUAUACAUUACUCCUUCAUGACAGAGCACACAGAUCUGCGCCAUAUCAUGGGCGUUGGGAUCGCCAUCACAAGAGGAUCGGCCGCUUCGCUUUCCUUUUGCUAUUCACUUGUGCUGCUGACUAUGUCAAGAAAUCUACUUACGAAGCUGAAAGAGUUUCCUAUACAGCAAUACAUACCUUUAGACUCUCACAUUGUAUUCCACAAGAUAGCAGCAUGUACUGCUUUGUUCUUCUCACUGCUGCACACGGUCGGCCAUAUCGUUAACUUCUAUCAUGUCAGCACUCAGCCUCUGGAGCACCUCCACUGCCUCACGUCAGAAAUGCACUUUCCAUCGGACUACAGGCCUGGCAUAACCUUCUGGCUUUUCCAAACAGUUACUGGAAUAACUGGGGUACUACUCUUUGUAGUGAUGACGAUAAUAUUUGUUUUUGCUCACCCAACAAUCCGUAAAAGAGCAUACAACUUUUUUUGGUCAACGCAUAGCCUUUAUGUUGUGUUGUACACACUUUGCUUGAUUCAUGGCCUCGCGAGAUUGACUGGUCCUCCACGGUUCUGGCUAUUUUUCAUCGGACCGGGUUUGGUCUAUACACUUGAUAAGGUGGUUUCUGUUCGUACAAGAUACAUGGCCUUGGAUGUUUUAGAAACAGAGCUUCUUCCAUCCGAUGUGAUCAAAAUUAAGUUUUACAGGCCACCUAACUUUAAAUAUUUGUCAGGUCAGUGGGUUCGAUUAGCCUGUACUUCCUUUUCCGACGAGUAUCAUUCAUUCACUUUGACUUCAGCACCACAUGAGAAUUUUCUUUCUUGUCAUAUCAAAGCUCAAGGUCCAUGGACAUGGAAGCUGAGGAACUAUUUCGACCCUUGCAACUUUAAUGCUGAUGUAGAGCAACCAAAGAUCCGUCUUGAGGGUCCUUAUGGAGGUGGAAAUCAAGAUUGGUACAAGUUUGAAGUUGCCGUGAUGGUUGGAGGUGGUAUUGGUGUCACACCUUAUGCUUCCAUUUUAAAUGAUUUAGUGUUUGGAACAUCGACAAAUCGUUACAGUGGCGUAGCUUGUAAAAAGGUCUAUUUUCUUUGGAUUUGCCCAUCUCACAGACAUUUUGAAUGGUUCAUAGAAGUCUUGAGAGAUGUUGAAAAGAAAGAUGUGACUAAUGUUCUUGAAAUACACAUUUUCAUUACGCAGUUCUUUCACAAGUUUGAUCUGAGAACUACUAUGCUUUAUAUUUGCGAAAACCAUUUCCAAAGACUGUCGAAAACAAGUAUGUUCACGGGACUGAAAGCAGUGAACCACUUUGGACGCCCUGACAUGUCUUCUUUCCUAAAAUUUGUACAGAAAAAGCAUAGUUAUGUUAGUAAAAUUGGAGUGUUCAGUUGCGGACCUAGACCACUCACUAAGAGCAUAAUGACUGCUUGUGACGAGGUAAAUAAAGGAAGAAAGUUACCUUACUUCAUACACCAUUUCGAAAACUUCGGCUAAUCGUUAAUUUUGUAUAUUAUUGUACAAACAAAAGAUGUGUGGAGCUGUUGUAUAAUUGUUAUAAAUAUAUUUAUAUAGUUUGAAUGUAUGUAUGGUACUUAAGCGAUUGUGCAAUGUAUUUAUUAAGUUUGUAUAAUGAAAAUAUUUUUAACAA
Messenger RNA from Nezara viridula (southern green stink bug), 4822 nucleotides. Lineage: Eukaryota; Metazoa; Arthropoda; Insecta; Hemiptera; Pentatomidae. The record is from the annotation of a GenBank genome assembly.